Penicillium antarcticum is the source of this 819-nucleotide messenger RNA. Its product is annotated as SDR family NAD(P)-dependent oxidoreductase. The record is from RefSeq and is a predicted model, not a curated record. Bases 1 to 819 code for a protein of 272 amino acids. Gene Ontology annotation, molecular function: oxidoreductase activity, acting on the CH-OH group of donors, NAD or NADP as acceptor. NCBI's taxonomy places the organism in Eukaryota, Fungi, Ascomycota, Eurotiomycetes, Eurotiales, Aspergillaceae. The transcript has a single exon.
AUGGACGUACCCGGAAUUGCACUUGUCACCGGCGGAGCUUCAGGCAUCGGCCGAGCAUGCGCAAAGGCAUUCGCCAGAGAUGGCGCCUCGGGAAUUGCCCUGCUGGACAUGAACGCCGAAGCCCUGGCCGCCGUCAAAGCCGAGAUCGAAGAGCUCCUCAAACGACAACCAAGCUCAAAACCCUGCCGAGUCGAGACAUACCCCACAAACAUCACGGACGAGAACCGCGUGAAUGAAGUCGUACAAGAAGUCGCGACAACCUUCGGCCGACUGGACUAUGUUGUCAACGCCGCCGGAAUCGCCAUGAAGCAUGCAGGCGGCGCCGCAUUUUGUGAAACAUCAGACUGGGAACGCAUCCUCAACAUCAACCUGACAGGAACAUUCUUCGUGCUGCGCGCUGCUGCCAAGAUCAUGCUGAAGCAGGAGCCAAUCCGGUCUUCUAUCGAUGGACGGCCAUUGCAGCGUGGUUCCAUUGUUAAUUUCUCGUCCAUUCAGGGUAUCGCUGGCAUUGCUCUGUCCACUGCAUACACUGCGAGCAAGCAUGCCAUUAUCGGAUUGACGAGGACGGCCUCCGAGGAUUAUGCUAAGGAUGGAUUGCGCAUUAAUGCUAUCUGUCCGGGAUACACUGAGACUCCGCUCACGACCAAGUCGCCUCAGAUUUUGGCGGCCAUGAAGGAGAAGGUUGCUAAUGCUGUGCCGAUGGAACGUAUGGGUCAGCCGGAGGAGAUUGCCGAUGGAGUUAUUUACUUGGCUGGUGGGAGAAGUUCGUUUGUUACCGGGACUGCGUUGUUUGUGGAUGGUGGAUACACACAGCGAUAA